Sinocyclocheilus grahami is the source of this 1069-nucleotide messenger RNA. RefSeq names its product MYD88 innate immune signal transduction adaptor (gene myd88). The coding region runs from base 140 to 994 and encodes 284 amino acids. The transcript is spliced from 5 exons. Gene Ontology annotation, biological process: MyD88-dependent toll-like receptor signaling pathway; Toll signaling pathway; toll-like receptor 4 signaling pathway. NCBI's taxonomy places the organism in Eukaryota, Metazoa, Chordata, Actinopteri, Cypriniformes, Cyprinidae. Gene Ontology annotation, cellular component: plasma membrane. Gene Ontology annotation, molecular function: Toll-like receptor binding; TIR domain binding. The record is from RefSeq and is a predicted model, not a curated record.
AACCACAGUUCCUGACAGUUUAUCGGUAGCGUCGGAAAAUGACACCUUACAAUAUUUAACUUUUGUAUCACUUUCUCUUCUCGAGUUAAACGCGGAGAUUAACAACUUUAGUUUGUAUAAAUCCGAUUUUGCCAUAAAUAUGGCAUCAGAAUCAAGUAUAGACUAUGAAGCGAUUCCAAUAACGGCUUUAAACUGCAGUUUCCGAAAGAAACUGGGGCUGUAUUUGAACCCAACAAACACAGUGGCAGCAGACUGGAGGACAGUCGCCGAAUUGAUGGACUUCACCUACCUGGAGAUCAAAAACUUCGAGAAAAGAGAGUAUCCCUUUGAAAAGGUCUUAACGGAGUGGGAAACUCGUCCAGAGGCAACAGUAGCAAAUUUACUGUCGAUUUUAGAAAAAGCUGAAAGGAAAGAUGUUAUAUCUGACCUCAAAGAAAUGAUAGAUGAUGACUGCAGGAAGUAUUUGGAAAGACAACAGAGGAAGCCUGUCCAGGUUCCAGUGGUGGACAGCUGUGGGCCGCGCACACAGGAGCGAGAAGGCAUCACGCUGUAUGAUGAUCCACAAGGACUGACACCGGAGACCUUUGAUGCUUUCAUCUGCUAUUGUCAGAAUGACUUUCAGUUUGUGCAUGAGAUGAUCAAACAGUUGGAACAGACUAAAUACAACCUGAAGCUGUGUGUCUUUGACCGAGAUGUCCUUCCUGGCACGUGCGUGUGGACCAUCGCCAGUGAGCUCAUAGAGAAAAGGUGCAAGAGGAUGGUGGUGGUCAUUUCUGAUGACUAUCUGGACAGUGAUGCAUGUGACUUUCAGACCAAGUUUGCACUCAGCCUUUGCCCAGGAGCUCGCUCUAAACGUCUAAUCCCUGUUGUCUACAAAUCCAUGAAGGAGCCUUUUCCCAGCAUUCUCCGUUUUCUGACCAUCUGUGAUUACACCAGGCCCUGCACACAGGUCUGGUUCUGGACCCGGCUGGCCAAGGCGCUCUCGCUGCCCUGAUCUUUUCUAUAGACACUGUUAAAGGGGUCAUAUGAUACUGCUAAAAAGAACAUUAUUUUGUGUAUUUGGUGUAAU